Molecule: messenger RNA, 3837 nt
Organism: Ailuropoda melanoleuca (giant panda)
Lineage: Eukaryota; Metazoa; Chordata; Mammalia; Carnivora; Ursidae
Gene: SKI
Product: SKI proto-oncogene
Exons: 8
Coding region: 32-2230 (732 amino acids)
Biological process (GO): negative regulation of BMP signaling pathway; negative regulation of transcription by RNA polymerase II; negative regulation of transforming growth factor beta receptor signaling pathway
Cellular component (GO): cytoplasm; nucleus; transcription regulator complex
Molecular function (GO): SMAD binding; RNA polymerase II cis-regulatory region sequence-specific DNA binding; DNA-binding transcription factor activity, RNA polymerase II-specific
Source: RefSeq, a predicted model, not a curated record
GCGGGAGCGGCCCGGGGAGCCCGAGCGCACCAUGGAGGCGGCGGCGGGCGGCCGCGGCGGCUUCCAGCCGCACCCGGGGCUGCAGAAGACGCUGGAGCAGUUCCACCUGAGCUCUAUGAGCUCGCUGGGCGGCCCGGCAGCCUUCUCGGCGCGCUGGGCGCAGGAGGCCUACAAGAAGGAGAGCGCCAAGGAGGCAAGCGCGGCUGCGGUGCCGGCGCCGGUGCCCGCCGCCGCGGAGCCGCCGCCCGUGCUGCACCUGCCAGCCAUCCAGCCGCCGCCGCCCGUGCUCCCGGGGCCCUUCUUCAUGCCGUCCGACCGCUCCACCGAGCGCUGCGAGACCGUGCUGGAGGGCGAGACCAUCUCGUGCUUCGUGGUGGGCGGUGAGAAGCGCCUGUGCCUGCCGCAGAUCCUCAACUCGGUGCUGCGCGACUUCUCGCUGCAGCAGAUCAACUCGGUGUGCGACGAGCUGCACAUCUAUUGCUCGCGCUGCACGGCGGACCAGCUGGAGAUCCUCAAAGUCAUGGGCAUCCUGCCCUUCUCGGCGCCCUCGUGCGGGCUCAUCACCAAGACGGACGCCGAGCGCCUGUGCAACGCGCUGCUGUACGGCGGCGCCUAUCCGCCGCCCUGCAAGAAGGAGCUGGCCGCCAGUCUGGCGCUGGGCCUGGAGCUCAGCGAGCGCAGCGUGCGUGUGUACCACGAGUGCUUCGGCAAGUGCAAGGGGCUGCUGGUGCCCGAGCUCUACAGCAGCCCGAGUGCCGCCUGCAUCCAGUGCCUCGACUGCCGCCUCAUGUAUCCCCCGCACAAGUUCGUGGUGCACUCACACAAGGCGCUGGAGAACCGGACCUGCCACUGGGGCUUCGACUCGGCCAACUGGCGGGCCUACAUUCUGCUGAGCCAGGACUACACGGGCAAGGAGGAGCAGGCACGCCUUGGUCGCUGCCUGGAUGACGUGAAGGAGAAGUUCGACUAUGGCAACAAGUACAAGCGGCGGGUGCCCCGGGUCCCCUCCGAGCCCCCGGCCUCCAUCCGGAAAACAGAUGACGCCCCCUCCCAACUCCCCACAUCUUCUGAGAAGGACAAACAGUCUGGCUGGCUGCGGACCCUGGCCAGCUCCUCCAGCAAGAGCCUCGGCUGCGUUCACCCUCGCCAGCGCCUCUCUGCUUUCCGACCCUGGUCCCCUGCGGUGUCCGCGAGUGACAAAGAGCUCUCCCCACAUCUCCCUGCCCUGAUUCGAGACAGCUUUUACUCCUACAAGAGCUUCGAGACGGGUGUGGCCCCCAACGUGGCCCUGGCACCGCCGGCCCAGCAGAAGGUUGUGAGCAGCUCGCCAUGUGCCACCGUCGUCUCCCGGGCCCCCGAGCCCCUGGCCACCUGCCUCCAGCCACGAAAGCGGAAGCUGACCGUGGACACCCCCGGAGCCCCGGAGACGCCGGCCCCUGUGGCCGCCCCAGAGGAUGACAAGGACUCGGAGGCCGAGGUGGAAGUGGAGAGCAGGGAAGAAUGUACGUUCACCUCCUCCCUGUCCUCGCUCUCCUCCCCGUCCCUUACCUCAUCCAGCUCCGCCAAGGACCUGAGCUCCCCGGGCGUGCACGCCCCGCCCGCGGCGCCCCCCGCCCCUGAGGGUGCGGCCCCUGCCGACCCUGCGAGCGGCGGACUGGAGGCAGAGUUGGAGCACCUGCGGCAGGCCCUGGAGGGCGGCCUGGACACCAAGGAAGCCAAAGAGAAGUUCCUGCACGAGGUGGUGAAGAUGCGCGUGAAGCAGGAGGAGAAGCUGAGCGCCGCCCUGCAGGCCAAGCGCAGCCUCCACCAGGAGCUGGAGUUUCUGCGUGUGGCCAAGAAGGAGAAGCUGCGGGAAGCCACAGAGGCCAAGCGCAACCUGCGGAAGGAGAUCGAGCGCCUCCGAGCCGAGAAUGAGAAGAAGAUGAGAGAGGCCAACGAGUCCCGGCUGCGCCUGAAGCGGGAGCUGGAGCAGGCGCGCCAGGUGCGGGUGUGUGACAAGGGCUGCGAGGCCGGCCGCUUGCGCGCCAAGUACUCGGCCCAGAUUGAGGACCUGCAGGUGAAACUGCAGCACGCGGAGGCGGACCGCGAGCAGCUGCGCGCCGACCUGCUGCGGGAGCGCGAGGCCCGGGAGCACCUGGAGAAGGUGGUGAAGGAGUUGCAGGAGCAGCUGUGGCCGCGGCCCCGGCCCGAGGCCGCGGGUGGCGAGAGCACGGCCGAGCUGGAGCCCUAGCGGACCCCACUGUGUGCCGCUGCGGUGCGGACGCCGCAGGGAGCGGGCGGGCGGGCGGCCCACGCCAGCCGGGGGCUCGGGGGGCUCUGCGCGCCGGCAGGCCCGCCCCCGCGUCCACAUAGCACAACGUCUUACUGUGCCUAUAACCAAGCGAGUGUUUGGAACCACAUACUUUUGGAAUCCACUGCAAAAUUUUCUACUGGCCAAGUUCAAGUGCGCGAGCCGGGUUCCCAGCUGCAGCCGGAGCCCAGGCUCCGUGCCUGCCGCGGCCCUCUGCUUGCUGGAACGUUCUAACAUUUACAUUUUUGUUAUAAGCUAUUUAAAACCAAUAAGAAGACUUGAUACUCAGAAAAAUCAACAGGUUUUUUAAUGACUAACUUUUAAAAGCCCCACCAACACGUGACGCCAUCCGAGGACCUGCUGAGGGAGCUGGGGUGCAGCCGCCCCGCCCCUCGAAGCCAUCGCAGCUCGUCCGGGGCCGCACAAGGACAGGGAGGGUUUUCUCCAGAGUCUAUUUUUUCAGCGACGAGGACCCAGGCGUCCUGUGCUGCCGCCCGGGAAGAGCAGGGAGGACGCCGUGAGCUGGGCCGCCGCCUCCGCCUGCCUGCCUGCAGGGCGGCCCCAGGGGACAGCGCUGGCCCGCUCUGCUGCCGCUGCCCUCCCCUGUCCGCUCCUGUCGCAUCGGGACUGCGGCUGCAGCGUUGGAACAAAACAGCAUUACUUCACUUUUUUUUUUUGUUUGUUCAUUUAAACGUAUAUUUAGAACUGCACUUUGUCAAGAACCUUCCCUUCUCUUUUUACUCCCCAGUUAACUGAGGUUUUUACUUUUCAAAUAUUGCAAACCCAUUUAUAGAGCAGUCCACAUCCUAAGUGCUCGAGUGUUUAGAAACCCCCUCUGGUGCUUGGUUGAACAAGGGAAUCACAAAACGAAAAUGCAAAACUGAACUUCGGGGGGUAGUUCUGUGCCUUCCAGCAUCCUGUACAGCGAACCCCGACUCGUCUGUCUACCCCCGAGAUACCCGUCUUCAGUAGUGACUGAAUCUGCCAUUAUCAGAAUAAGUUACUUGCAUUUAUUCCAAAUAAUCUCGUUUACUCUCAACUGUUCAUGCAAAUUGUAUAAGGUUUUUUAUGCCCAAGCUUGAAAAAUGAUUUCCCAGUAGACGAGAGGCGGCUACCCAUCCUGAGAUUACGGUAUUUAUGUACAUGAGAAAGAUCUUACCAGAAUUCUUCGCUUGACCCUGUUCUAACGCCGAGGCAGCUGUGAGCGCAGACGGAGGUGGGGACCGCUGGCCCAGGUACAGGCGCUGCCCGCCGCCGCCGUGACCAGCAGAGGCUUGGUGACCAUCUGCAGGGUUCUCGCCCGUGGUUUACUGGGGGGAGGGGCGCAGGUGCUGCUGGACCCCCUACAGUGCAAUGCAAAAGGGACACCGUAGAUAGGCAGCGUUUGUUUGGAUUUUUUUUUUUUUGCUUUUGUUUUUCUUUUGCAGUUAUGAAAUCUGUAUGCAUGGAAUGUUAAAUCUCUACCGUAUGUAUCCCCAUCGAUGGGCAUUAUUACCGCGUCCUGGAAGGGCCGGUUGUGCUACACAACACUCAGAAUGCUGUGUUCA